CCCUGUUCCCCUCCCCAGAUACCGAGCCGCUCGGUCAAAGACCCGCAAAGCGAGCGAUGGCGACCACAUUUGAAGAAAAGAAGCAGACGACUCCCUCGGACGGCUCUCCCACUGUCGAGAAUGGUCCGCAGGAGAAGCUCGCUCCGACACACUCACGCCAUGUCACCACCAAGGAUGCACCCGAAGAGGCCCGGCACCGCGACGUCUUGGGCGGAGGGAAAGUGAUUCUGACCGAGAACGAGUGCUACGACGAGCUUGGCUUCUCCUUCCCAACGUGGAAGAAGUGGAUGAUCCUGACCGUCAUCUUCAUGGUCCAAGUCAGCAUGAAUUUCAACACUAGCCUGUACAGCAACGGUCUCGAAGGCAUUGAGAACGACUUUAAUGUCUCGGCCCAAGGAGCACGGUGUGGCGCCAUGAUCUUCUUGGUGCUGUACGCGUUUGGGUGUGAGCUGUGGGCGCCCUGGUCCGAAGAGCUCGGCCGCAAGCCGAUCCUCCAGCUCAGUCUCUUGCUCGUCAACAUCUGGCAGCUUCCCGUGGCCCUCGCACCCAACUUCGCCUCUCUAAUGGUCGGUCGUGCCCUCGGAGGUCUGUCGAGUGCCGGCGGAAGUGUCACCCUGGGCAUGAUUGCCGAUAUGUGGGAAGCAGAGACGCAGCAGUAUGCCGUCGCAUUUGUCGUCUUCAGCUCGGUCGGUGGCUCCAUCCUGGGCCCCGUUGUCGGUGGCUUCGUCGAGCAGCAGUACCCGAGCCUUUCGUGGAGGUGGACUAUCUGGAUUCAGCUCAUCUUUGGCGGCUUCGUUCAGCUCAUGCACCUCUUCCUCGUUCCCGAAACGCGCUCGACCAUUAUGAUGGACAACAUCGCAAAGCGACGCCGUAAGCAAGGCGAAGAUGUCUAUGGACCUUCUGAAGUCUUGUCCUUCCGCGAAAAGUUCUCGGCAAAGGAGAUUCUCAUCACCUGGAUGCGACCUUUCAAGAUGUUCGUGACAGAGCCAAUCGUCCUUGUCUUGUCGCUCCUGAGUGGCUUCAGCGAUGCUCUUAUCUUCAUGUUCAUCCAGUCCUUUUCGUUGGUGUACAAGCAAUGGGGCUUUAAUGCGUCCACGACUGGUCUCGCGUUCAUCCCCAUCGGUAUUGGGUACUUCCUUGCCUGGCUCAGCUUCAUCCCCGCCAUCCGACGUAAUAUUGCUGAGCGCGAAGCCAAGCCCGACGACGAGCGCGCUCAGUACGAAUCGAGGCUCUGGUGGCUUCUUUUCACGGCUCCCUGCCUUCCGAUUGGCCUCAUUGGCUUUGCGUGGACGUCUGGCGGCCCUCCGAUUCACUGGAUCGGCUCGAUGUUCUUCAGCGCCAUCGUAGGCAUUGCAAACUAUUCCAUCUACAUGGCGACGAUUGACUACAUGAUCUGCGCCUACGGUCCAUACAGUGCUUCCGCCACCGGUGGCAAUGGUUGGGCUCGUGACUUCCUGGCGGGUGUCUUGACGCUCCCUGCGACGCCCUUCUUCUCCAACAUUGGCCCUGACAGUCCGCCAGGAAGGCACCUGCAGCUGGCUUCGACAAUUCUCUUCUGCAUCUCCUUUGUCCUCGUCGUGGCCGUCUACAUCAUCUACUGGAAGGGACCUGUGCUGCGCAAGCGCUCGCCAUUUGCCCAGCACCUCCAGGAGGCCCGCAACGAGCUGCACGGAGGGUCGCACGUCGCCAACGCUGAAUCCGACGUCGAGAAGCCGUCGAGGAUCCCAUUGGGAAGCAGGAGGAGCUCGUACGCGCGCUCUGCGCAGGAGCAGCGUAUCAGGCAGGUUAUGGGCAGCAGCAGGAACACUACGCCGAGCCACAGCAGACCAAACAGCCGGCCCGCGAGCAGGAGGCCGAGCUUAGAUCUACAGGCGGAGGAAGACGAGUAAGAGUUCGACUCUAUAAGAGGUUGCGACGUUUUUACAGCAAGUCCCGAAAAAGAGACGGUAGUCGUACAAAAAAAAGACGGAAGCUACAAUGUACCAAGAAUGCUGCACCUGCCAAGAUUCUGUCCCACUUAGCAAUGAGAGUACUUAGCAAUGAG
Acaromyces ingoldii is the source of this 2044-nucleotide messenger RNA. Its product is annotated as putative MFS multidrug transporter. Gene Ontology annotation, molecular function: transmembrane transporter activity. NCBI's taxonomy places the organism in Eukaryota, Fungi, Basidiomycota, Exobasidiomycetes, Exobasidiales, Cryptobasidiaceae. The record is from RefSeq and is a predicted model, not a curated record. The transcript has 4 exons. The coding region runs from base 57 to 1889 and encodes 610 amino acids. Gene Ontology annotation, biological process: transmembrane transport.